Messenger RNA from Rhincodon typus (whale shark), 3015 nucleotides. It is a transcript of the gene armc6, whose product is annotated as armadillo repeat containing 6. The record is from RefSeq and is a predicted model, not a curated record. The coding region runs from base 150 to 1550 and encodes 466 amino acids. NCBI's taxonomy places the organism in Eukaryota, Metazoa, Chordata, Chondrichthyes, Orectolobiformes, Rhincodontidae. The transcript is spliced from 8 exons. Gene Ontology annotation, biological process: hematopoietic progenitor cell differentiation. Gene Ontology annotation, molecular function: protein binding.
UAAAGUUAGUGGCUGUUAGCACAGCAGUAGGAUUUGUUUUAUCGCUAACUACAUGAGCAAUCUAUUAAAGAGUUGAAUAUAUUGACUAUAGAGAAUAAAAUCCAUUUUUUGUUUGGUUCAGAAGAAAGAAAAGUUAAGUUUACAGAAGAAUGGCGAGCAGACGGAUUACUCAGGAGACGUUUGAUUCUGUGGUGCAAGAAAACAUAACUGAGUUUCAAAUGGAGCCAGAAGAGGCUCUGAAUGAAGCAAUACAACAAUUUGAGUCACAAGGUGUCGACCUUAUUAACAUAGUGAAAGCUGUCCAGAAUACAACUACAGAAGCCAGUGAUCAGAAGCACAUUGUCCUGCAGGCCCUUGAUGAGCUUCGGAGAGCCCUGGAUCUCAUGGCUCUGGAUGAAAUGGGGGAUCACCUGACUAACUUCAGUGAGCAAUGUAGCCUUGACUUUGCUCACCGUCACCUGGCAGCCGAAAAGUCAGCCUAUCCCACGGUCCUUUCUUCCUGUCGACAACUGAUGUCCAAUGCACCCUAUCUGCUGAAGGGAAUCCAGGCCUUGGCCAAUCUGUUGGAUGGUCAGCCAGACCUCCUCGACCCAGAGGGCCAGCAGCUCCUCCUGGAGAUCUUGAAGCAGCACCGGGACCAUGCAGCUCUGAACACAGUGACAAUCUGCGCCAUCCGUCACAGUUGUCUGAAACACGAGCAGAACCGCCAAGACCUCGUGCAGCUAGGCGUUUUGGCAUUGCUGACUGGCGCUAUUGUGAACCAUGGCAAUCAGGCGGAUGUGGUCAGAGAGGCAGGGAGAGCCCUGCGGGUCAUGACCUAUGACGACGAUAUCCGGGUGCCCUUUGGCCGUGCUCACGAUCAUGCCAAACUGAUAGUGAUGGAGAAUGAUGGACUUCGGAUACUCAUUGAAGCUGCAAAAGCUUUCACAGACAAUCCAUCAGUACUCAGUGAACUGUGCUCCACGUUGUCUCGCCUAGCUGUCAGGAAUGAGUUCUGCCAGGACAUCGUGGAUCUAGGAGGUCUCAACUUCAUGGUAGCCCUGUUGGCAGACUGCAUUGAACAUCGGGAAGUAGUAAAGCAGGUUCUGGGCGCAUUGCGAGCGAUCGCAGGUAAUGAUGAGGUAAAGGACGCAAUCAUAAAUGCUGGUGGAACAGACCUGAUUGUGUUAGCCAUGAACCGACACUUGGGAACCCCACAGAUCUGUGAACAGGGAUGUGCUGCCUUGGGCAUGUUUGCCUUACGGAAACCAGAAAAUUGUCGUGUGAUCAUGGAGGGUGGUGGAGCACUGAUUGCGUUGCAGGCAAUGAAGGCACAUCCAGCUGAGGUGAACGUCCAGAAACAGGCCUGCAUGUUGCUCCGUAACCUGGUGGCCCGCAAUCCUGACUUCUCCCAGCUGAUCCUGGAGAUGGGAGCUGAGGUGCUCAUCCUGCAGGCAAAGACCACACACCAAGACUGUGAGGACUUGGCAAAAGCUGCCCUGCGGGAUCUUGGCUGCAAAGUGGAGCUUCAAGAGUUCUGGACAGGGCAGAAAGCUGAGAUUUCCCGUUAACUGCCACUUUGGGACAAGACUAGGAGAUGGACCCAGAAAGCACACGUCAUGUUUCGUUGCACAUUUCUGGAUUUUUCUAACAUUUAACCUCUGUGCUCAUCUGAGACGUUGUACAAGCGACCAGAGAACCUGUGAGGUGUCUGUUUCAGCUGUGGUGAGUUGAGGAUCUAAUAUUUAAACCACUUGUCUGGAAACACUUUGCAUUCUGCUGCUGACGUUUUGGAGAGAAAAACAGCGCUGGGUAACAUAACAAUGGAAUUUCCAGAAGCCUAUUACCUGUCAAAGUGCAAGAAAGUUCAGACGUGGUCAUUCUUAGUGGAAGGAUCCUCUGAGUUUGGUAGUGAUCAUCAAUCAAUAGCCUGCUCCAAGUACCAAUCUGCAUUGUGGAAAGUCCCAUUCACUGAAGUGGAGGCGAGGGUCGUGGCACGUGGCACUUGCCACCAGAGGAUAUUGAAGUGUUUAACACCAAACUUAAUAGAUUUUGUAUCUUGAAGCAGGUUGUGAAUCUGGUAUUAAACAUGCCCCACUCCAUCCCAUCAGUUAAUAAUUUAAUCACCACCUCAUUACACAGUGUAGGCUGCGUAUAUCUUGCCUUUUUGUCUGUUUCUUCCUUUUUUUAAAAAAAACUUGUUUAGCAGUGCCAUAGUGCUCACUGGGUCUGUAAAUGAAAUGAACCAUACAUUACCAAGCAAUUAAUUUUAGAUGCAGUGAUUUCUUCUGAUAGUUGAUGAUAUACAGAAUAUUAAAAAAUAUCCAAAAGGAACUUUUAAGUCUGAUCAGUAGGAUUGACACCGGUGUUUCAAUAUUCCCACAACAUGGGAUCUUUAUUAGCAAUGGAGAGGAGAUUCUCUCCAUCCUUGCUUGAUGAUAGAAUUGAUUCUGUACAAGAGCCUAAGCAACACUGUUUACAACCCGACAACUAGACAGUCUCCUGUCAUCACCUCUUAAAACAGUAUUUUACACAUUUUAUUCAGUGCACAUGCACAAAUACACACCUCCCCUACAUACCUAAGGCUUUGACACCAUCGAACUCCUUGUGUGUAAUAGAGAUCACAGCUAGUUAAUUGAGAUUUGGUUGUGACUCUGCAUUAGUCAUGUCCUGUGCAAAUUGUGAAAGCAUGUCAGCAGAUCUGGCAAAUCCCCUGCAAUUCUGUGAUGACUUUGUUGGGCCCUGGAUUUGAAAUCCGAUCAAUAUUAUUGUCUUGCAGCUGGAAGCAAUGUCUGCCUUGAGUGAGGUUGUCCCUUCUGUUCUGCUGCAGUGAGUCAGAGGUUGACUCUGUACACAUCAGCAAUGUUAUUUAACCCUUACAUGCAUCUCUUUGAAAGCACUGACAUGGACGUUACUGUUUGAGGUCAUAAACCUAUUAUGUAUUUCCACAAAUUUAUUGUUUUAUCUUGGCAGUCAUGCCCGGCUGUUUUUAAUGUAUUUUAAUGUAUUAAAAGUGUUUGUGUGCAUGCAAUUCUU